CUCCCACACUGCCACGCAGCACGAGCCCCUCGCCCUUCGCCCUUCGCCCUUCGCCCUUGCCGCCGAUCCUUCCCCAAAACCUAGCCCGCCCGCCCGCCGUCGGGGCCUUCUAGAACCUUCCAUCCGGGGCGCCGCGCCUCCCGCCACGGACCCCGCCCUCUCGUCGCCCCCGCACCCUCCCGCGCGGCGGCCUCGCAGAUCCGGUUGGAUCGAGGGCGCAGGAGGCUCCGGUCGGGGGCACACCUCGCCCAGCCCGAGGCCAGGAGAUGGGGCAGGCGUUCCGGAAGCUCUUCGAUGCCUUCUUCGGCAACAAGGAGAUGCGGGUGGUGAUGCUUGGGUUGGAUGCAGCUGGAAAAACCACCAUACUCUAUAAGCUGCACAUUGGCGAAGUUCUCUCCACCGUCCCUACCAUCGGUUUCAAUGUUGAGAAGGUUCAGUACAAGAAUGUAGUGUUCACUGUGUGGGAUGUCGGCGGCCAGGAGAAACUGAGGCCCUUGUGGAGGCACUACUUCACCAAUACCGAUGCUCUGAUUUAUGUGGUUGAUUCACUGGAUAGAGAGAGAAUCGGGAGAGCCAGAGCAGAGUUCCAGGCUAUAAUCAAUGACCCUUUUAUGCUUAACAGUGUACUUUUGGUGUUUGCUAACAAGCAAGAUAUGAGGGGAGCAAUGACCCCGAUGGAGGUGUGUGAGGGCCUAGGGCUGUACGACCUGACUAACCGCAUCUGGCACAUCCAGGGCACGUGUGCUCUGAAAGGAGAUGGCCUGUAUGAAGGGCUCGACUGGCUAGCAACUACCCUGGACGAAAUGCGAGCCUCUGGACGGAUAACCUCAACAUCAUCAUCGUCAUCCUGAAACUACAUGUAACAGGACGAACAGAAAUUUGAUCCUCGUGAUACGCCCAUUGAAGGACCAUCUCGCGAUUCAGGCCAUGCGCUUGCACUCUUUGUUUCCUUAUUUUCGUGUUUCCCCAAUUGCUGCUGGCUAUACCUGGAGUAUGGACUGAGUGAAGCAUCUGGCAACGUUAGGUUGGCAGAGUUGUAGUAGCACUGGUCGCCGAUUUGGUGGUGUUGGUGGUUGUGAUCUGCGUUUGCGAAGAAGAGUAGGGGUGGUGCUAUCUGACUCAUCUGCUAGUCAAGACUUGAGAUUACUUGAUCAUCACUAUAAUCCAUCGUGUGUGUGGGUGAUUGUAAAUACUACCACUGAUGACAUUGACUCUUGUGGUUUUGAAACUGAAGAAAUGGAACCCCAUACGUGCUUUCCUGCGCUA
This is a messenger RNA of Panicum virgatum (switchgrass), 1266 nucleotides long. Its product is annotated as ADP-ribosylation factor-like. The transcript is spliced from 6 exons. Gene Ontology annotation, molecular function: GTPase activity; GTP binding. The record is from RefSeq and is a predicted model, not a curated record. Gene Ontology annotation, biological process: vesicle-mediated transport; intracellular protein transport. The coding region runs from base 267 to 851 and encodes 194 amino acids. Gene Ontology annotation, cellular component: cytoplasm. NCBI's taxonomy places the organism in Eukaryota, Viridiplantae, Streptophyta, Magnoliopsida, Poales, Poaceae.